AUGGAUCGCAUUCGGUCCCUUUUCCAGAAGGGGGAGGAUGAGCAGGAAUAUCAGCCGCUGAGCGAGGAGUCGCAGUCCCCGGAAGGGUUGCCUGGACGUCACGCAGAAGAUGGCGCGCCGUUUUCGUGGGUCGAGUACGGCAUCUUUGCAUUGCUUGGGGUCGCAAUGUUAUGGGCGUGGAACAUGUUCCUUGCUGCCGCGCCGUACUUCCAGCUUCGGUUCCAAGACGACCAAUGGUCACUCGACAACUUCCAGUCCGCGAUCCUGUCCGUGUCAACAGUCACGAAUCUCGGAGCCAUGGUCGUAUUGACGAAUGUACAAUACUCGGCGUCGUAUCCGUUCCGAAUUAACCUCGCGCUGUACAUAAACGUGGCAGUGUUCGCGCUGUUGACCGUCUCGACAGCAACAUUCCUCGAUGCCUCGCCCUCCGCCUACCUUGUGUUUCUGUUGGCCAUGGUCGCAUGCACUGCUUGGGCGGCUGGACUGAUACAGAAUGGCGCGUUCGCGUUUGCUUCGAGCUUCGGCAGGCCUGAGUACAUGCAAGCAAUCAUGGCUGGACAAGGUGUCGCCGGUGUGCUCCCCGCCCUGGUUCAAGUCAUCUCGGUCCUCGUUGCUCCACCGCCAGAGACAGACCCUGAGGCGAGAGAAGCCACACCAGAGAAAGGCACAGCUGCUUUCAUCUACUUUUUGACCGCAGUUGUCAUCUCCGUCGUGGCGCUGGUGGCCUUCAUUCCACUUGUCCGGCGGCACAACAGAAUCGUGGAAACCCGAAUGGUCGACCAUAUGGCCGCUUCGAUGACCAGUAUCGAAGAGGCCGAACGUGCGGCACGCAAAGUUGUCAGCAUGGCCACGCUCUUCAGGAAGCUUCACUGGCUUGCUGGCGCUGUGUUCAUGUGCUUUGCUGUCACUAUGUUCUUCCCCGUCUUUACUCCCAAGAUCUUGUCUGUGACACAGCCAGAAGGAGCGGCAACACUGUUCCGACCUGCAGCCUUCAUCCCACUUGGGUUCUUCUUCUGGAACCUGGGAGACCUUGGAGGAAGAGCAAGCUCGCUUGUAUUGCCGUUUCGUCAACGCCCAGCUGUCUUAUUCGCAGUCAGCAUUGCGAGGUUCAUAUUCUUGCCGCUCUACACCCUGUGCAACAUCCAUGGCCAGGGUGCCACUGUCAAUAGCGACGUGUUCUAUCUUCUUGUGGUCCAGUUCCCUUUUGGCUUGACAAACGGCUGGCUUGCUUCGAACUGUAUGAUGGCAGCGGGUGAGUGGGUUGACGAAGGAGAACGCGAGGCUUCAGGGGGGUUCAUGGGGCUUUGUCUGGUGGCUGGACUGGCGUUCGGCAGUCUGCUGAGCUUCACUGCUGCUGGAAUAUAA
Molecule: messenger RNA, 1365 nt
Organism: Anthostomella pinea
Lineage: Eukaryota; Fungi; Ascomycota; Sordariomycetes; Xylariales; Xylariaceae
Source: the annotation of a GenBank genome assembly